AUGGUCUCAGAGAAGAACAAAGCCGGCAUGCAGCUCCUGCUGAUGCUCACGCAAUGCCUUGACCGUCUUCAUCUCUUACCGACCUCUUGCAAUCACACGAUCGUGCUGGGUGCACAUGUGCAAUGCCUCACCCUCAAGUUGUGGGGGUACGUGAACUACUACUCAGUCAUUGUCAGUCGCCUUGAGACCCCAACUCUGCACGGGAGUGCAGAUUGGGACAUAUUACCGGUCCGUGGUGCAUUCACGAAUGACGUGAGUGUCACGCAGUCAUUGUUCUGCAUCGGCGUGCUGUUUCGGUUCAUCCAGAUGAAGACCGACAAGAUGAGGAUUAAGAAGUGGGCAUUCCCUGUGCCUAUCAGCAAUGAGCUAAGCCUCGAAAUGUCAUGGUCGUGCCUUCUCAGGAACGAGACCAAUCUCGCGGGGAUCUUGAACUGCCCAGGAGAUUGGCCCUCGAGGAUGCUGCACGAGGCUACCAAUGCUGUCUGUGAUGUGCAGCUGCCACCUUUGAAAGGCGCGUCCGAAAGCUCAAGUGCUGAGCAGCCCCCACAGAAGAAGCAAAAGAAUGACAAACAGCUGUCCGUUCAGCAAGGUGAUGGCAAUGUCAAGUCGCAGGCCUCGCACUCUGUGGCAGAGUCCUCCAAGAAGUCCAAGCAGUCGCAUUGUGGCAUGCGAGGAAAAAAGAAUCACCACGUCGAAGGUUCUAGCAUGGAGACAUCACAGCCUGCCCAUCUAUCUUUGGUGCAUGAGUGCAGCACAUUAAUCGGUGCUGCAUGGAACACCGCACUCUCAGCUGUGCCGCCUUUAGCAGCUCCUGCACGGGUGGCAACGUACUUCUUCCCUCCACCUUUCAUGCUUGGGUGCUCCAGUGACAAGCUUAGGUGGUAUCUGCACAAUUUCGUGCGGAUCCACAGAUUUUGUCAUCAACGUAUUCUAGAUCCAACAAUCGGCGGCCUCCCACUGAAGAUAGUGAAAUGGUGUGAUGCGUUGUGGGGGGAUUACAGCCUGGACGAGGCAGUGGAUGGUGGCAGUGCAAUCACAGUGAGCAGAAGUGUCGAUGCCUCUGUAGAGGGUGAGAUGGGGGUGACUGAGGGCCCAAUCCGCACGAGUGAUGCCACGGGCCCCAUGUCACAAGUGAAUUCUGCGAGUAAGACUGGCUCUGCGAAAAAGGUGAAGGAUAGGCAUGAGCGACAGCAGAAUAUUCACCAUCUCUUCACUGCGACCGGCCGCAUGAGCUCCUACAUCGAGACUGCGCAACCGCAUUUCGGCAUGGACUUAAUUUCAGUGGAUGACGUAGAUGAGCUGUGCGAGAAGCUGUUGUGGGAGGUUCACGAGACCAACUGGCAUUGUGAGCUGCAUGCAUUGGAUGCUCAUCUAUUGGACAUGAGCAAGUGGAGCUCCAUGCACCACUGGGAACGUGAGGCGCAACUCGCGAAAGUGUGGGACAAGCGGGACUCUGGCUCAGGUCUAACGUUCACACCAUGUUGGAACUCACACGAUGUUGUCUUCUGCUGGGUGCGUGCUCCUGCGCAGGGAUGGCUGCCGUGCAAAAAAUUCUUGGCCGCUUUUAUUGCUGUUAUGCAGCGAUGGCCAGAACUUCCGGAAGGCUUACGACUGGAUGCGCGCAAGGUCCUCGCCUAUGAGGCGGACAAAUACAAUCUCUUGCAAGAGAACAUCGUCCGAUUCUAUGUGACUACAUUUGUGCAUCACUUCCACCAUCUGCCCAUCACACCCAUCCAAUAUGCUUAG
Molecule: messenger RNA, 1746 nt
Organism: Sparassis crispa
Lineage: Eukaryota; Fungi; Basidiomycota; Agaricomycetes; Polyporales; Sparassidaceae
Exons: 1
Coding region: 1-1746 (581 amino acids)
Source: RefSeq, a predicted model, not a curated record